AAACAUCACGUGUCGUGCGAUGACAAAACCGUUUCUAGGUACUCUUAGGAAUACUGGAUACACUAGGAUUGAGGAGGAUAUCAGAAGAUGUAUUCCGUCCACCAACCCCUACGCAAAUCUCAACCGGGAUCGUUUUGUUGCCCCUCGACUCUACAGAUAUACACCCACUUCGGUACUCCCAGCCCCUCACACUCCGCUCCUCAUUGUGAUCAAUAAUUUUCAUCUAUUAUUGACCAUUCUGGGGGACGUGAAAAGCAUACAUGGAUUCCCCUUCACUUCCAGAAAAUUCUUUUCAGCUAAUACAACGCUCCAGGCACAAGAACCAACCAACCUCUGAGCCCUUCAACGCCAGGAUGACCAAACAUCACGUGUCGUGCGAUGACAAAACCGUUUCUAGGUACUCUUAGGUAAGAUAGAUAAUUUUAAUGUUUGCUUCGCAUAUACCCUAAUGUACAAAAUCUAUUACUCAACAAAACUCUCCGUCCAAAAGUAACAGUUUAAAUUCCGAAC
This is a messenger RNA of Homalodisca vitripennis (glassy-winged sharpshooter), 510 nucleotides long. RefSeq lists its product as uncharacterized. NCBI's taxonomy places the organism in Eukaryota, Metazoa, Arthropoda, Insecta, Hemiptera, Cicadellidae. Bases 20 to 337 code for a protein of 105 amino acids. The transcript is spliced from 2 exons. The record is from RefSeq and is a predicted model, not a curated record.